Molecule: messenger RNA, 1818 nt
Organism: Hydra vulgaris (swiftwater hydra)
Lineage: Eukaryota; Metazoa; Cnidaria; Hydrozoa; Anthoathecata; Hydridae
Product: AP-1 complex subunit mu-1
Biological process (GO): vesicle-mediated transport; intracellular protein transport
Cellular component (GO): clathrin-coated vesicle; clathrin adaptor complex
Molecular function (GO): clathrin-cargo adaptor activity
Source: RefSeq, a predicted model, not a curated record
UUGUUUACGCCGUAAUAUGAAAUAACGAUCUAGCUAGAUCUAAAGUUCCGGUGUAUAUUACGAUAUGAUGCAAACUGGUAUUUGAUUUUUUUUUUUAUAGAUUUUAUAAUAGAAGAUGUCAAUGUCAUCGGUUUUUAUCUUAGAUCUUAAAGGAAAGAACUUGAUAUGUCGAACUUAUCGUGGAGAUAUCAACAUGAAUGUGAUAGAAAAGUUUCUUCCACUUGUACUUGAUCAAGAAGAAGAUAGUGCAGAUCAGCCAAUAGUUGUUUGCGGAGAUGUAACAUUUGUGUAUAUAAAGUAUAACAACCUCUAUAUUGUAGCAAUUACUAAAGCAAAUUCUAAUGUAGCACUUAUAUUCUCAUUUCUUCAUAGGCUAGUUAGGGUUUUUACUGAAUAUUUUAAAGAGUUGGAAGAAGAAAGUAUAAGAGACAAUUUUGUAUUGAUUUAUGAACUUUUUGAUGAGUUAAUGGAUUUUGGCUAUCCGCAAACUACAGAUACUAAAAUCCUUCAAGAAUAUAUAACACAACAAAGUCAUAAGCUAGAAACAGCACCAAGGCCACCUCCAGCAGUAACAAAUGCAGUAUCAUGGAGACAGGAGGGUGUAAAAUAUAGAAAAAAUGAAGUUUUUUUAGAUGUUAUUGAAUCAGUAAAUUUGUUAGUUAAUACCAAUGGAAAUGUACUUCGCAGUGAAAUUAUUGGUAAUGUGAAAAUGAAGGUUUAUUUAACUGGAAUGCCUGAACUUAGACUUGGUUUGAAUGACAAAAUACUCUUUGAUAAUACUGGUCGUUCAAAAAGCAAAGCAGUAGAACUAGAAGAUGUUAAGUUUCAUCAAUGUGUUCGUUUGUCUCGCUUUGAAAAUGAUAGAACUAUUUCUUUCAUUCCGCCUGAUGGUGAAUUCGAAUUAAUGUCAUAUAGAUUAAACACUCAAGUAAAACCUCUUAUUUGGAUCGAGUCUGUCAUAGAAAGGCAUUCUCACAGUAGAGUAGAGUAUAUGAUAAAGGCCAAAAGUCAGUUCAAGAAGCGUUCAACUGCAAAUAAUGUUGAAAUUUCUAUACCUGUUCCACUUGAUGCUGAUUCUCCUAAAUUUAAAACUUCUGUUGGUACUGUGAAAUAUGCUCCGGAGAAGAGUUCAAUAAUAUGGACCAUCAAAUCAUUUCAGGGAGGAAAAGAGUUUUUAAUGCGUGCUCAUUUUGGAUUGCCAAGUGUUGAAGCUGAGGAAAGUGAAUCUCGACCACCAAUAACAGUGAAGUUUGAGAUUCCAUAUUUCACUGUGUCUGGAAUACAGGUGCGGUAUUUAAAAAUAAUUGAGAAGAGUGGUUAUCAAGCAUUGCCAUGGGUUCGUUAUAUUACUCAAAAUGGAGAUUAUUCGUUGAGGACAUCGACUUAAAAAAGCCAUAUUAUUUUGAAUUAUUCCUUCCGAAAAUCGAUGUAGAAAAAGUGUAUAUUAUUUUUUUGUGUGUGGUAUUUAUAUACCAAAAGCCAGGGCAAAUUUGAAAUUUUUUUUAUAAUAUGUAAUUGUCAAUCCUAUUUUUGCUUGAGAAACAGAAAUUUAUAUGUACUGAAUGUUUUUAGUAUAUAUAAUAUUAAAUUUUAUACAUCAAAUAAGUACUAUAGCAAUAGUUGAGUACAAUAGCAACAAUUUAUAUUUAAAAGUAUAUACUUUUAGGUACGUUAAUAUUCUUUGGUUAAUUUUUUUUUACUUAUUUUUAUUUUUAUUGUGUACCUGUUUGUGCGUCUGUCAAAAAUCGCAAGAUUAUUUGCUUGUGGUUAACAAAUAUUCGUAAUGAAAUAAUUUUUAAAAAAGGUAAUGAAUAUAGA